GCUGGGAGACGUCUUGAAAGUUAUAAAUGUGAAAUGCUGUGCCUUUUGAUGGUAGAGUUGACUUAACUUUAGAAACUUACACAUAAUGAAUCUUCGAGGAUUUUAUGCUUUCAUCGUCGUUCUGCUUAUUUGUGGAGUUAGUGCUGCUUCAGUGAGCAGAGUAGUUCAUAUUGACGCAAAUACUGGAGCAGACAAGGGAUUUUGGCGGAAAAAAGUCAUCUGGAAACCACGAAUGGUUAAGGAUUGGGAAGAACGGCGAUAUGUUGUAGGAAUUUGGAAAAAAGUUUGGGGGCCAGUUGAAGUAAAGGAGUGGGUGCCGUUUCCGAAACCUCUUCCCAGUUGGUGAACCGAUGAGUAUUGAUAAAACAAAGAGAAUUGCCAGUUUAUGGAGCUGAGAUAAUGUAAUUGUAAACAUAUUUAUUUUUCAUUUGUUAAGCAAACAUAGUAGUGAAGUAAAAAAGAAUAUGUCUAUAAAAGUGAUUUACAUAUUCCAAAUCAUAAACAUAAUAAAUUUUUUAUUUGGUUGUA
This is a messenger RNA of Hermetia illucens (black soldier fly), 528 nucleotides long. RefSeq lists its product as uncharacterized. Bases 86 to 346 code for a protein of 86 amino acids. The record is from RefSeq and is a predicted model, not a curated record. NCBI's taxonomy places the organism in Eukaryota, Metazoa, Arthropoda, Insecta, Diptera, Stratiomyidae. The transcript is spliced from 3 exons.